AUGAAGUACACUCUUUCAGCACUUUCCAUGCUAGCCAUGGCUGUGGCUCAGCAGGUCGGCACCGAACAGCCUGAGACUCAUCCCAAGCUGAGCUGGCAGAGGUGUACUUCUUCAUCAUGCUCGAACGUCAACGCUGAGGUCGUCAUCGACGCCAACUGGCGCUGGGUUCAUGGCGUUGGCGGAUACCAAAACUGUUACGAUGGAAACUCGUGGACUGGAUUAUGCACGACCGGAGACAACUGCGCCCAGACUUGCGCUGUCGAAGGAGCCGAGUACGGCGGUACCUACGGCGUCUCGACCAGUGGCAAUGCCAUGACUCUAAAGUUCGUUCAGGAGCACCAAUACGGUAAGAAUAUCGGCUCUCGUAUGUACCUCAUGAACGGAGACAGCAAGUACCAGACCUUCCAGCUCCUCAACAACGAAUUCGCUUUCGACGUCGACCUGUCCAGUGUCGAGUGUGGCAUGAACAGUGCUCUAUACUUCGUUGCCAUGAAGGAGGACGGCGGUCUGUCUUCGGAGCCUAAUAACAAGGCGGGAGCCAAGUACGGGACUGGCUACUGCGACGCGCAAUGUGCUCGCGAUCUUAAGUUCAUUGGCGGCAAGGGCAAUGUCGUAGGCUGGGAGCCUUCUGAGACCGAUGACAGUGCCGGUGUCGGCAACAUGGGCGCCUGCUGCGCCGAAAUUGAUGUCUGGGAAUCCAACGCCUACGCGUACGCUCUGACUCCCCACCCUUGCGAGAACAACAACUACCACGUCUGCGAGGGUUCCAACUGCGGCGGCACCUACUCCGAGGAUCGCUACGGCGGCGGCUGCGAUGCCAACGGUUGCGACUACAACCCGUACCGCAUGGGCAACCCUGACUUCUACGGCCCCGGAAAGACCAUUGACACCACCAAGAAGUUCACCGUCAUCACCCGCUUCUCUCCAGACCGCAUGUAUCAAGUCUUCAUUCAGGACGGAACAACCAUUGAAGUACCCGGCGCCAAGUGGGCAGGUGUGCCCGAGACCUCAGAGAUCACGCCCGAGUACUGCGAGCGCCAGUUCGCUGUCUUCAACGAGCGAGACCGCUUCAACGAGGUCGGCGGAUACCCCCAGCUCAACGCCGCGCUCAACAUUCCCAUGACUCUUGUGAUGUCCAUCUGGAGCGACCACUACGCCAACAUGCUCUGGCUCGACUCCACCUACCCGCCCGAGAGGGCUGGAGAGCCCGGCACCGAACGUGGACCUUGCGCCCCGACUUCUGGUGUCCCCGCCGAAGUUAUCGAGCAGUUCCCCAAUUCGCAGGUUGUCUGGUCCAACAUCCGCUUUGGCCCCAUUGGCAGCACCUACGCUGUCUAA
Molecule: messenger RNA, 1338 nt
Organism: Colletotrichum paranaense
Lineage: Eukaryota; Fungi; Ascomycota; Sordariomycetes; Glomerellales; Glomerellaceae
Product: glycosyl hydrolase family 7
Exons: 5
Coding region: 1-1338 (445 amino acids)
Biological process (GO): carbohydrate metabolic process
Molecular function (GO): hydrolase activity, hydrolyzing O-glycosyl compounds
Source: RefSeq, a predicted model, not a curated record